UUCAAAUACCACCGUACGCGGUGAACAGGAUUUCGUGAGUUCUCCGGAUCUCCUUCCACAAGAUCAGGGGUGAACAUUAGGGAACGGCAUACUUCCUGUCAGUCCGGAAAUCUUCAGUUGGACCCUGGAACCUACCCAUGAAGGCGGAUAGAAUGGGCAGCUCACAGUCAUCACCUACUCAAGUUAUCGCUUCGGCAAUGACGAAAUCGCUCCCCUCAUCAGAUAAUUACUUCGUUCAGCGAUUAGGGAAAUGGGCAGCAGAAAACUCCGGUGCUGGCCCUCCUGCCGUGAUCACCCUGGAGGACAGCGACGAGGACAGCGGGGACGAUGUUCAAAUCGUCAAAGUCGAAGCUCCGACCGAGACCUCAAGCGAUUAUCAAUGUGAAAUCACCUUCACCGAGGCUCCUCGGAAAUCGACGUCGAAAAAAUAUCUGUCCAGAGACCGUGCGAAAAUGUCUCCCUACUAUCGACCCUCCAGAGCGAUAACGAAGAAUACGUACAUGGAAAUGCUGCGACGACAUAUACCGAAUUAUUGUUCGGACCGGGUGCGUAGUCACUAA
This is a messenger RNA of Galendromus occidentalis (western predatory mite), 560 nucleotides long. RefSeq lists its product as uncharacterized. The coding region runs from base 138 to 560 and encodes 140 amino acids. The transcript has 2 exons. Lineage: Eukaryota; Metazoa; Arthropoda; Arachnida; Mesostigmata; Phytoseiidae. The record is from RefSeq and is a predicted model, not a curated record.